This is a messenger RNA of Acanthopagrus latus (yellowfin seabream), 1374 nucleotides long. RefSeq names its product olfactory receptor 10A6-like. Gene Ontology annotation, biological process: G protein-coupled receptor signaling pathway. The coding region runs from base 424 to 1374 and encodes 316 amino acids. Gene Ontology annotation, molecular function: G protein-coupled receptor activity; olfactory receptor activity. The record is from RefSeq and is a predicted model, not a curated record. Gene Ontology annotation, cellular component: membrane. Lineage: Eukaryota; Metazoa; Chordata; Actinopteri; Spariformes; Sparidae. The transcript has a single exon.
UGUUGGACAUGUCAGAAGUGAGGUGGGACUUCUUUGUUGCUAACCUGAUGUCAUGCAGAGGUAUAAAGCAGCUGAUAAUGAUGCAGCUUCUCUGUAGUUACUGUAGCAGUUGCAACUGUCGGUGAAAAAUGUUGAGCUGUGUGUAAAGUGAAUGUUUCAAGUUUAAUACUGAUAUCUAUAAUUCACUGACUGUGGGGAGCAAAUUGUGAGUUUGUGCUUUUUGUAAUUGUUUUUGUUAUACUUGAUCAUGUUUAAAGGCCAGUGAAGCAGUGUUGUCGGUGUAAAGCUCAGCAGAUACGGAGACAGCGCCUGUGUUAUUCAGAGCAAUGCCUAUAAUUAAAAUAAAUAAUUCAUCUUGAUUUAAAAAGUCUACGAGCAAAACUCUUUACAAAUGUGCCUACUGUGUUGUUAUCGAAAACCAGAAUGAUAGUAAAUUCAACUUUAUCUUACUUCAUUCUCAGUGCAUACAUACAUGUAGGAACUGUGAGAUACUUAUAUUUUACAUUAACAGCUUUACUUUACAUUGUUAUUGUGUUUGUCAACCUUCUGCUCAUCGUGGUUAUCUGUAUGAACAGGAGCUUACAUGAACCUAUGUACAUGUUCCUGUGCAGUCUGUUUGUAAAUGAACUGUAUGGUAGUUCAGGGUUGUUUCCGUUCCUUCUGACUCAGAUUCUCUCUGACAUUCACACUGUUCCUGCUUCAUUUUGUUUCCUGCAGGUUUUCUGUUUGUAUACAUAUGCACAUGUAGAGUUUUGCAAUUUAGCCGUCAUGUCUUACGACAGAUAUCUUGCUAUCUGUUGUCCUCUACAGUAUCACACACGUAUGACGUUGAACAAGGUGGUAAUAUUUAUUGCUUCAAUAUGGUUGUACUCUUUUGUGAAAUUCUUGAUUACUUUAUCCUUAAACAUCCGUUUACCUCUCUGUGGAAACAUUAUAAACAGUUUGUACUGUCACAACUAUCUUAUUGUAAAGUUGGCAUGUUCUGACAUCGAAGUCAAUAACAUUUAUGGAAUUUUUGGUGUUAUUCUCACCAUCUUAGUCCCUCUGCUUCCAAUUCUUUUUUCUUACAUGAAAAUUUUUCAUGUUUGCUUUUCUGGUUCCAAACAGACGAGACAAAAAGCUGUCAGUACCUGCACACCUCACCUCGCUUCCCUCUUAAACUUUUCUUUUGGUUGCUGCUUUGAAAUACUGCAGAGUAGAUUUGAUGCGAGUGCUGUUCCCAGUGAGCUGCGAAUCAUUCUGUCUCUGUACUUUCUCAUCAUACAGCCACUUUUGAAUCCUGUCAUGUAUGGGUUGCAAAUGUCAACAAUAAGGAAAGCAUGUAUCCAGCUGUUCUGUUCUAAAAUGGUGACUGACUGCAGAGAUAAUUUAUAG